GGGGACAUUGAUUUCAACUUGCAUAGAAAGCUCGAUGAUUCAAGUUAAUUAGUCCCAAGUCGCUACUGACGUUGAAACACGAACGUUCGUCACACGUGUGGAUCAAUACGAUGACGCCAACUGACGAGCGGGAUGCGCGAACACAGGGAUUACGGCAACGUUUGCACCAACACUUCACUAACGUCACGCAUUUCAUCGACGACAAUCUACGAAUUAUUCAGGGAGCGACAUACGUGGUCGCCGCAGCGGGCCUCCUGCGCGUCUUGCUGAGCGUCAGGGCGUUCACCCGCUUCAACCGGCUAGAUGACGUGCCGGUUGAAUUCAUCCACAAGAACGUCCGGUUGAGGGGAGUCGUGCGAUGGGUUGGAACUCAACCGCCAACUUCCCUUUCAAUUGCAGCCGCUUCCCAGCCGGUCAAACGGGUGGAAAAAAUACCAUCUGUAACCGCAGACUUAACCGGCAUUGCUGGUUCAACCGUUGAAGGACACACAGCUGAAGACGCAGGCGAUAUCGUUUCGACUGCGUCUGGUCCUGAACCGAACUCUUCAGGAGUCCUUCAAGAGGCAAAAACUGGUGGUUUGGUUCAUCUCAGGACUUCGCUGGACGGUUCAGGUGCAGCAUCUGUUGCUCCAAGGUUUACUGCAGAUGCAAUCGCAGCUGACGCAGACGCUUCAUCUCCUACAGGAUCAGAGCGUCUUUCCUGUCAACCCCAGCCCGGGGGCCACGAUGCCACGGCCCACGCGAGGGGAGGGGGACUGGCUGACGGAGGGCGUCAGGAGGAGCUGUACCCUCUGUACCUUCUGGUGCAGCACCUGCCAGUUAUACGUGUGCCGCUGCAGCUGCCAAGUCACCUGCUGCCGGUCAGCCUCGCCGCAGUUGAGGUGACGGCCGCUGCAGCAGCAGACUGUGGUGCGCGUCUGCUGCACCAGCGCGUGUGGUUCACACCAUACUACGUGCAGGCUGCACCCAGGGUCAUGGUCUGCAGCAUCACACUCACCACGUUUGGUUUCAGUAACAUACGCACCAUCAACGAAGACAUCGUACGCAGAGGGACUGGAAUAAUUUCAUUGGUGCCGGACGCCGCCAGCAUCGAGCAGCUAGCGCGACACACACCCUCUCUCAUGGAGCGCUGGCAGCGCACUGCCGCCGCACGAUUCCGUGCACCGCUCGCUGGCGCCGCCCUCGUGCGGGUUGACGACAAAUCUGGACGUGAAAUGUCCAUGCUGUCUCCAGCUUAUUAUAAACUUUAUGAUAAGAUAAAGAAGGCUGAAAUAGACGCUAGGAAAAGGAGGCUAGGAGUUUGGAAGGAUCAUGAAGGAGACACUGAAGGAUGGUUUGUCGUCAGGCUCUGGCAUAGGUUCAGGGCUUAUACGAGGGAUUCUAAGUCUUGAUGCAUCACGCAUGGUAACUAAAUGUGGUUAUUAUUUAAUGAAUUCCAAUGGAAAGCAAGUAAUGGAAGAGAAAAUAACGAAGUAUGUGGCUGCUUGCUCGUAGCGUUCGAUUAAAUGACGUUUCUGUAAAUUUGGAGGUAUUUUGUCUUAUACGAAUUUUUAUCUGGAACCUUUUGGAAUUCAUUCGAGCAUUUUUGAUUAAUUACCAUCUGAAAUUUGAUUUUGAGUGUCACUUUGAUAUGCACACAAUCAUGUUAGUUGUUUGUAUGUUUGAGAUUAUUAUUUUUUUAAGUAUUGGGUUCAGAUAAUGACGAUAUCUUGAACAGAUCUGCAGUAAUCAAAAUAUUACCGAACAGUUAUAUCAUAGAAGCCAGGUAUAAAUUAUGUAUAUAUCGCUUAUUUGCAAACAUCUAUUAUGUUUUCUCGAUAAACUGAGAUAAUGAAUCGUGUUUUCCUGUUACUGUGCUUGUAUUUCCCUUAAUUAUAUGUUAUUUUUCUUCUCAGGGAGUGGAAAUCUAGUCUCUUUUAAUUUUUUUUUGACCGGAAAAUCCUGAAUGAUUUUUUGUAGACGAACCUACCCGGAAAAAAUGGGCAUAACGAAAACGCGGUUAUGAACCGU
Molecule: messenger RNA, 2010 nt
Organism: Hyalella azteca
Lineage: Eukaryota; Metazoa; Arthropoda; Malacostraca; Amphipoda; Hyalellidae
Exons: 9
Coding region: 111-1391 (426 amino acids)
Source: RefSeq, a predicted model, not a curated record